This is a messenger RNA of Oncorhynchus mykiss (rainbow trout), 3910 nucleotides long. RefSeq names its product cytosolic 5'-nucleotidase 1A. Gene Ontology annotation, molecular function: 5'-nucleotidase activity; magnesium ion binding; nucleotide binding. Gene Ontology annotation, cellular component: cytosol; cytoplasm. Gene Ontology annotation, biological process: nucleotide metabolic process; adenosine metabolic process. NCBI's taxonomy places the organism in Eukaryota, Metazoa, Chordata, Actinopteri, Salmoniformes, Salmonidae. The record is from RefSeq and is a predicted model, not a curated record.
GAGAGAGAGAGAGAGAGGGAGAGAGCGAGGGAGCGAGAGAGAGAGAGAGAGCGAGAGAGGGAGAGCAGAGAGAGUGAUUGAAUGGGACAGAUUGUGAGGUGUGAGAAAAAGCGAGUGAGUGAGGCAGAGAGAGAGAGAGAGAGAGAGGAUCAGAGACAGAGAGGAACAGAGGACAACAACACAGCAACAGUGGAGGGAGAGCAGGCUUAGCAGCAUAGAAAAAACACCAAUAAAAACACUAUUCAACGCUACAUUGGAUUGGAUCCACACUGGACAACCUAUGUGUGUGUGUGUGUGUGUGAGUCAGCCUGGUUGUGACAGUGUGUGAGAGUGUCUGUGUGUGUGUGAAUGUGUGUGUGAGAAACAGAGAGCAGUUGUGUGUAUGAGAGAGGUAAUCCGAAAGAACAUGCGUGUGAGAGACAACCUGUGACUGUGUGUGAGGAAGGGGUUUGUUGUGUGUGUGUGUGUGUGUGUGUGUUGUAGACUGUACCGGACUAUGAGUUGUGCAAUGCAAUGCAGUAUUACUUCUGAAGAGAGGAGACACUGAAGAGCGAACACUGCAGGGAUACUUGUGCAGCUGCUCUUGUGUCAGACACACCACUGUAGCGGACAGCGUUAGAGCCCACGGCUGGAGAGGACAGGACCUCUUGCUUGGAUAAUACCGUAGGGAUUGUACCAUUUUGGGAAGAUCACAGAGGUGGCAUAGACAAUACUAUACAGGUAGAUUGUACCACUGGGACGACGGGGUGAUUGUGUGUUUUCAGGAUGAAUCUGGACCCUGUUCAGGUGAUGAAGGGGCAGUCUAACCCAAAGGACCCCACGGCUGCCCCUGUAACUGCCUCGUCAAAUGGAGAUGGCAAAGGAGCCUGGGAAGAGAAAGAGGAGUUUGACCAAGACCACCUGGGUCUCACCACAAAACCCCUACUGCCCAAGCCUGAGAAUGCCGUGACCAUUGCGGUGUCGUCCCGGGUCCUGUUCCGUACUGAGACGGAGCAGAAGGUGUAUGAGCAGAAGGGGGUAGAGGAGUACCUAAGGUAUCAGGUGGAGCACGAGAACGAACCCUUCGCCCCAGGACCAGCCUUCUCCUUCGUCAAGGCGUUGGAGGCGGUGAAUGCCCGUCUGAGAGAACUGUACCCAGAGAGUGAAGAACUGUUUGACAUCGUCCUGGUAACCUAUAACCACGCCCAUGUAGGAGUCAGACUCAUCAAUACCAUCAACCAUCACAAUCUGUUCAUUGAGAGGUUCUGUAUGACGGGAGGCAGUUCACCUAUUGGCUACCUAAAGGCGUGGCAGACCAACCUGUACCUGUCUGCCGAUGCGGAGAAGGUCAGGGAGGCGCUGUCUGAAGGCAUUGCUGCGGCCACCAUGUUCAUGUCCAAUAAGCUGACAGAGGUAUCGCAGACGCAGCUGAGAGUGGCCUUUGACGGGGACGCUGUCCUCUUCUCUGACGAAUCAGAACGCAUCUUCAAGGCCCAGGGCCUCGACGGGUUCUUCCAGCACGAGAGAGACAACGAGGACAUUCUACUGGACCGUGGCCCUCUUAAGGACUUCCUAGCGUCCCUUGGUAAACUCCAGAAGAAGUUCUAUGCUAAGGGUCACCGUCUGGACUGUCCCAUUCGUACCUACCUGGUGACGGCCCGCAGCGCAGCCAGCUCAGGGAUCCGUGCCCUGAAGACCUUGAGAGCCUGGGGCCUGGAGACGGACGAGGCUCUGUUCCUGGCCGGGGCACCCAAGGGCCCGAUGCUGGAGAAGAUUAGGCCCCACAUCUACUUCGAUGACCAGAUGUUCCAUGUGGAAGGGGCGGCGGAGAUGGGCACGGUCGCGGCUCACGUACCCUACGGGAUCGCUCAGAAGCACCCACAUAAGAAGAGCCUGAACACAGGGAAGUAGAUAGCGGAAGGAGAGAAUAAGUAAAAGAUUGAAGAAACUAAGAGAGAAGAAGAGACCUGAGAUUAAAUACUUUUAGAGAGGGAGAUAUAGAGUCAUAUGGAACAUCUGAUCUUCCCCAGGUCAUUGUCACAAACAAGAAAAGGGUUAUUUUCAGUCAGUAAGCUUCGUAAAAACUAAGGUAGAUCAAUUAAAAAUGAAGACAAUGAAGAAAGUCUGUAAAGUUUUGGUAUUGAAAUACUCCUAAUAGACAAUAAUUUUAUAUGUGUUGAUUACAGUAUGUGCUUUUCACCAGAUUUCAGAAGUGUUUGUGUUGUACAUAAGUGGGGUUGUUUCACCUCCUCAGCAUCCUGUGUGUGCAGCCGUUAUAAUCAUCCUUAGGAAUGUGUUAUCAUAAGCACUUUGGUUGGCCACGGGAGAGUUCUACAUACCUGAUAUAGAACCAGAGGAGAGUUCUACAUACCUGAUAUAGAACCAGAGGAGAGUUCUACAUACCUGAUACAGAACCAGAGGAGAGUUCUACAUACCUGAUACAGAACCAGAGGAGAGUUCUACAUACCUGAUAUAGAACCAGAGGAGAGUUCUACAUACCUGAUACAGGAACAGAGAGUUCUACAUACCUGAUAUAGAACCAGAGGAGAGUUACAUACCUGAUAUAGAACCAGAGGAGAGUUCUAAAUACCUGAUAUAGAACCAGAGGAGAGUUACAUACCUGAUAUAGAACCAGAGGAGAGUUCUACAUACCUGAUAUAGAACCCGAGGAGAGUUCUACAUACCUGAUAUAGAACCAGAGGAGAGCUCUACAUACCUGAUAUAGAACCAGAGGAGAGUUCUACAUACCUGAUAUAGAACCAGAGGAGAGUUACAUACCUGAUAUAGAACCAGAUGAGAGUUACAUACCUGAUAUAGAACCAGAGGAGAGUUCUACAUACCUGAUAUAGAACCAGAGGAGAGUUCUACAUACCUGAUAUAGAACCAGAGGAGAGUUCUACAUACCUGAUAUAGAACCAGAGGAGAGUUCUACAUACCUGAUAUAGAACCAGAGGAGAGUUCUACAUACCUGAUAUAUAACCAGAGGAGAGUUCUACAUACCUGAUAUAGAACCAGAGGAGAGUUCUACAUACCUGAUAUAGAACCAGAGGAGAGUUCUACAUACCUGAUAUAGAACCAGAGGAGAGUUCUACAUACCUGAUAUAGCCUGUCAACAACAAGCUUUACUUUCCCAUAUGACUUGAGCAAAUGCAUUCACUUGAACUGAACUUGUUUUAUUUUCUUCAACAUUUGUGGGAUGUAACAUGCAUCCUGUGCUAUUUUUAAUGGCCGAUCCAUGGCUGUGGUUGUAGCGAAGGGAAAAGGCUACAGGUGCUCCAGAACUCUCCACAGUCCGUCCUAAGAAGAAGAAGAAGACAGAGGUGAACUCUUGAUAGUAACCAGGAUGAUAUUUUACAAGAUGACGAAUGGCAUCUGGACUGCCUUAAAGGACCCUGGUGUCUGUGCUUCAAAACACAUGGAUGAGACUGACCGACUGAAAGACGUGGGAACACCUCAAAAGUGUUCCGGAAUUGGGAAUCGAUUCUAUUAUUUAUAGAAUCAAAAAAGCCAUGAUCCAGAAGCACAGAGGAAUGGGGUGAAAUAACUAUAUUUGACAGUUGCACGACAAGACAUACCUAUUAAUGAACAUAUGUAGCACACAUGGAAACAGUUACGCGAUGUAAUGUAUUAUUUAAUAGACCUUAUUUGUUCGUGUCGAAUUGUCUCACUGUGAAAAAAAAAAAGUAAUUAACUUCAAGAAUGAAGAGGUCACUUGCAUGCUAGUCAUCUUCCCCGAAGAUAACAAAUAACACAAUUGUAUUAUCUCACAAACGUCUUCUCCAAGUAACAAAGCCAUAAAUACCAACCAUAAUGUUUUUUUUUUUAAUCUCUGAGUUUCCAUUGGUGCCUUGGUUCUAACACAUGUAAAUGGUGUAUCACCUGUCUGUUCUGAGGGAACACUAGACGAUCAAUAAAGUUUUUACGAAUUCAA